AAAAAAAUAAAAAUAUCAAAAAUGAAUAAAGAAAAUCCUAUGAAAGAAAUUAUAAUAGAUAAAGUAUGUUUAAAUAUUUGUAUUGGUGAUUAGACUGAUCAAUUAACAAAAGCAUACAAAAUAUUAGAAGAAUUAACAGGCCAAACACCAUUAUAUGGAAAGGCAAAAUAUACUCUUAAAAAUUUUAAUAUAAGAAGAAAUCAAAAAAUUUCAACUUAUAUUACUGUUAGAGGAUAGAAAGCUUAUGAUAUUUUAUAUAAAGCACUUGCUACUAAAGAUUUUGAACUAGAGCAUGCAUCUUUUUCAGAAAAAGAUGGUAAUUUUGGUUUAGGAAUAAAAGAACAUAUAGAUUUAGGAAUAAAAUAUGAUCCUAUGAUAGGAAUUUUUGGUAUGAGAAUUUAUGUAGUAUUAAAGAGAAGAGGAUAUAGAAUACAAAAAAGAAAGAGUAGAAGAUCUAAGAUUGGUAAUAGACAUAGAAUAAAAGUAGAAGAAGCAAGAGAUUUUGUUAAAUAGAAAUUCGAAGUUACUAUAAGACAUAAUAAAUAA
Molecule: messenger RNA, 546 nt
Organism: Alosa alosa (allis shad)
Lineage: Eukaryota; Metazoa; Chordata; Actinopteri; Clupeiformes; Clupeidae
Product: 60S ribosomal protein L11-like
Exons: 1
Biological process (GO): translation
Cellular component (GO): cytosolic large ribosomal subunit; ribosome
Molecular function (GO): structural constituent of ribosome; RNA binding
Source: RefSeq, a predicted model, not a curated record